AUGACCUGCCUGGUUUGUGGAUCCCCGAAAUCUGAACCACAUUUUGGCGGAAACUCUUGUCGCGCGUGCGCAGCAUUUUUUCGCCGGUGUUUUCACUCAAAAAAGUUGGUUCUAGGAUGCAUUUGUAAAAGAAAACCGUCGAAUUAUCAUCCAUGUAGAAGUUGUCGAUUGGCGAAAUGUCUAGCAGUUGGAAUGAAGCAAGAAAAUGUUAAUGUGACAUGUGAAUUCGUCGUUGAAGUAUUCCCGGAAUUUCAAAAACUAUCAAGUCCGGAUCGACAAGGACUUUUACACAAUUUUAUGCUGAAAAUCUGGAAUCUUGAGCCAAUCAUGGAUGAUGUUGCUCAGCGGAAGAAGUUUGGAAAAAUGGAUGAUGAGGAAAUUCGAAAUUUCAUGCUCCCAAUGUUUGUGGGAUGUUUUCAAAAAGGAGCAGAAAUCGGGAAAAAGGAUUUGUGGAGAUUAUUCGGAUUCUAUUGGAGAGCAUAUUUUGAAAAACUGAUUGAACCACUAAUCAAUUUAUCAUUGGAUUCAAUGGAAUUCAUGGCCACUAUUUGGAUUUUAUUUUUUGAUCACGCCUACAUAAAUAUCAGUCCAUCGAGCUCCAAUUUGUGUUGGAAUAUUCGAAAAGUGAUUCUUCAGGAGCUGAAAAAUCAUGAGCAAGAAAAAGCCUGCGCAGCAUUUUUUCGAAGAUUCUUCAAUUCCAAAAAGUUUGUUAUCAAAUGUACAUGCACAUCGAAAACGGUUGGUUCACAUCCGUGUAGGAGUUGUCGAGUGGCAAAAUGCUUUGCAGUUGGAAUGACACCAACAAGUUAG
Molecule: messenger RNA, 810 nt
Organism: Caenorhabditis briggsae
Lineage: Eukaryota; Metazoa; Nematoda; Chromadorea; Rhabditida; Rhabditidae
Exons: 6
Coding region: 1-810 (269 amino acids)
Biological process (GO): regulation of DNA-templated transcription
Molecular function (GO): zinc ion binding; sequence-specific DNA binding; DNA-binding transcription factor activity
Source: RefSeq, a predicted model, not a curated record